Molecule: messenger RNA, 2954 nt
Organism: Podarcis muralis (Common wall lizard)
Lineage: Eukaryota; Metazoa; Chordata; Lepidosauria; Squamata; Lacertidae
Gene: FGF4
Product: fibroblast growth factor 4
Molecular function (GO): growth factor activity
Source: RefSeq, a predicted model, not a curated record
AGGUGCAAGCGAGGCACAUGGAUCUAUAAAUGCCGUGGCUUGAGGGGGGUCAAGGGGCUGAUGGCUGAGCAGCCGGACCAGAGGAUCCCCACUCGACAGGAGCCCUCUGGGACGGAGAUCAAGUUCAGAAGGAGCUGGGGCUGAGUCGAUCUCCCCAACGCCCCCACCUCUCUCUCUCCACCACCACGCUUCUGCCGGGCGCCCCCUCCCUGGGUCUUCGCCCAGCCCCUUCCCAACGUGGCUUGCUCUCCCGUGCAACCUGACCAGAGUGUCUCCAGUUCCUUGGGGGACUGAGCUGCCUGGGCUCCCUCUUUGCCACCCACCCUCUCUCUCUCUCUCUCUCUCUCUCUCUCUCUCUCUCUCUCUCGGGCCCUCCGCCCCCCCCCACCGCUUUCCUCCUGUGAUCUCUCCAGUCCGAAGUGGGAAGCUCUCCUCUCUCUCUCUCUCUCUCUCUCUCUCUCUCUCUCUCUCUCUCUCUCUCUCGGCGCGCGGAGAGGGUAUAUUUUUAGAGCGAUCGCCUCCCUGCUCGGCACCACGUGUGCUGCCCAUGUUGCUCGGAAUGACUGGCCCCUCUUCGGCCUGCUUGCCAGUCUUGCUCCUGGGACUGCUGUCGCCUUGGCUGGCCGGGCGCUGCAUGCCCGCCUUCGCCCAGCCCCACCAGCCCCACCAGCAGCCCCAGCACAACGACACCCUGGAGUGGCGCUGGGAGACGCUCUUCUCGCGCUCCAUGGCCAGGAUCCCCGGGGAAAGGAGGGAGCCCAACCGCGACGGCGACUAUCUGCUGGGCAUCAAGAGGCUCAGGCGUCUCUAUUGCAACGUCGGCAUCGGCUUCCACAUCCAGGUGCUGCCAGACGGCAGGAUCAACGGGAUCCACAACGAAAACCGGCACAGUUUGCUUGAAAUCUCUCCUGUGGAAAGAGGAGUGGUGAGCCUCUUUGGUGUUAAAAGUGGACUCUUUGUAGCCAUGAACAAUAAAGGCAAACUCUAUGGAGCUAACCAUUUCAACGAUGAGUGCAAAUUCAAAGAGAUCCUGCUGCCCAACAACUACAACGCCUACGAAUCCCAGAUCUACCCCGGGAUGUACAUAGCCCUGAGCAAAAACGGACGAACAAAGAAAGGCAACAAAGUCUCUCCCACCAUGACAGUGACACAUUUUCUUCCUAGGAUCUGAGCGCUUGUCCCUUCAGACUUAACCUCAGGGAAGUGGGGAGGAGGCGAGAGACCCGAGAGGCGGAGGAGGGGAAACCUAUGGUGCACUUUUCUUUUCAGAGUUUUAUGCAAGAGUAGAUGUAAGAUAUUUAAAUUAUUUAAUUCUGUAUAUAUUGCCAGAAAGUUAUUUAUAGUUCUGAUUUUUAAAAAAGAAAUUCCUUUAAAAAAAAAGACAAAAAAAGCAUAAAACAAAAUCCUCCGACUUAAGCUAUUCAUUGCACAAUGCAACGACAAAGGACUCUUUUGCAUUGUGGCUUAUUUUACUUUGUUUUGGGUAAGUUAUCACAGGUGUGCUGCUAUUAUGUGUUGUUGUUUUUUAAAACGUGAAAUCCGAUUCCUAUAUUUACAAUGUUUUGCACUGUUCUCUGUGUUGUACAGUGUUGGCUAGUGAACAUGAUUUUUUGUUUUGUUUUGUUUUUUUAAAGAAACCAAUGAUAACUGCCAGGUAAGGUCUUUAGUCUUUGAAGAAUGAGUGGGCAAAACCUCCCUCUUGUUCUGAUACCAGCUUGUUGCAAGCAAUGCACAAUGUCUGACCUCCUUUUGUGCAGCAUUGCUGUUUCAUUGAAAUGGUAUCAGUUUACUUCUGGGGCAGAAAGUGCAGUGUUGAAGUACCACCCUGAAAAGCUGUUUUUAGAUCUGCUGCUGCUGAACUCUGAACUUCCCUGCAGUCAAUCUCUUCGGAGCCCCUGAGACGCAAUUCACCAAGUAAUAUGGGCGAAUGACUCUUUUGAACUAACAUGGAGGCUGCUCAGCAGCAGUGCUUGGUGAACUGUGCCCUUAGCAGACAACUCUUAAACAUGUACUGUAGAAUCAAUUUCCAGGAAUAUUAUUCUAUUUUAACUUUAAAAACAAAAACAAAAAACUGGACAAAAGCAAACCUUUUGACCCAUCAGUAACUGUGUGGUCACUUUCUUUCCCCCAUCAAGGUUCACACUGUGUGAAACCAGCAGGCCACAAUUAAUUAGUAACAUUUAAUUUAAAUGUGAUAACUCUAUUCCUCUUCUCUGCCAAAUGUGUAAUUCUGGCAAUGUCUGAAGAGCAUGUCAUCAAACAUGAUCUCUCUCUCUCUCUCUCUCUCUCUCUCUCAUAUGGCCAGAUGACUGAAGUUUCUCUACAUCCUUAUUGAUGUAUUGAUGUAUUGUUCCUCUACUUCCUCAUUGAUGUAUUGUUUUUAAUGCAAUAUUUAGAAGGAGAAAAUGUGCUGCUGCCUUUAAGGCUGCAAUCCAUAACCCACUACAGUAUGUCUAAGUUACCUUAGAGCACAUUGUUGUAACAGAAACUGGCUUUGAUGCUCUGGUUGGUAGCUGUGCUUGCUGCAAAGUGAUCAUCUGAGUGAUCGCCAGAGAUGCACGAGGGCAGUCCCUCGCUGGGACAGGGCCUGUUAGUGGUACGCUUUGGAGAUGAGUCAUUCCAGUGAUCGCCGGCACUGCUAGCAGCUGGAGAUACAGCUCUCCUACUUUCUGGCAUAGCAAUAGCUGAUUAUCCUGGACCUCCGUAAUUUUGUGAGAAAGCCUUGCCUGUCGAUGGCAGCUUUCAGAAGCCAGGAUCACAGGGCUGCUUCUGGGGAGGCCGAAAUCUGCUGAGAGUACAGUCAGGAUAUGGCAGCUGAAGGGCUCUGGGAUAUGGUGGAAGCCUUGUUGCACUAGCAGGACCUAGAUUAUAUCUUUGCUCCUGGACUAGGUAAAGGUAAAGGGACCCCUGACCACUAGGUCCAGUCGUGACCGACUCUGGGGUUAUGGCGCUCA